Messenger RNA from Canariomyces notabilis, 525 nucleotides. RefSeq lists its product as uncharacterized. Bases 110 to 346 code for a protein of 78 amino acids. The record is from RefSeq and is a predicted model, not a curated record. The transcript is spliced from 3 exons. NCBI's taxonomy places the organism in Eukaryota, Fungi, Ascomycota, Sordariomycetes, Sordariales, Chaetomiaceae.
UCGCACGGUUAUCGACAUGCUACUUUCCGACCAGGGGCGUGUUGCGUUUCGCUACGAAGGACUUCUUGACGAACGCUUCUUCGACACGCAGCCAACAUUGUAUGUUUGUAUGGCUGAUACAUCUGUAGCGGGACAUCAACCCGUUGUCAGGGGUGGCAAGACCUGGUUUGACACCCUCCUGAAGAGGUGGCGAUCAGAAACAGGCGGAUUACCGCUCGAAUACAAUGCCUGUGGCAUGGGGUGCGAUGGCCUGACAAUCCAUACUGCUGACAAGGUGUUGAAUGGAUACCGACCAGAACCCUAUUGUCCGCUCACCGAACAGCCGUCGGCGGAGUAUCCGCGUUGACGUUAACGAACGGGGACUGACUGUCCACGACUUCGACCCCCCACUCAGACCGUGGCACGUAGCUAAAAGUCUUGAGAAAGCAGUUGAGUACGCCCUACUCGAGGAGUACUGGGAGUGCAUCGAGGCUGGACUGACACCACUGUUCCCGAAGCCUGAGGGUGCGGAGACAUCGCUCUUGU